GGCUAAUGGCGCGGCCGCUAGAAUCGUCGGCGCCCUCACGGCGAUCAUCUGGCGAUCCAUGCAAGGCCGCGCGUAGCGCCUACGAUCGAUGCUUCAAUCGGUGGUAUCUGGAGACGUACGUGAAGAAGAUGGAGCCGUGGAAGAAGGAGGAUUGCGGCGCCGAGUGGGAGGAGUAUCAGGCGUGCUUCACCAAGCGGCUGGAGGGGACGAAGAUCGAGCAGCUCGUGAAGAAGGAGCGCGAUGCGUUGAUGCGGCAAAGCGAUGCGUGAGAGAGCAUUCAACACUUUUUCCGGUCGGUUUCCAUCCCUUUUUUUUCUCUUUGAGCUCGGAUUCUAGUUUUUCGUAUUUCACACAAAGGUGUUAGAAG
Messenger RNA from Selaginella moellendorffii, 367 nucleotides. RefSeq lists its product as uncharacterized. Lineage: Eukaryota; Viridiplantae; Streptophyta; Lycopodiopsida; Selaginellales; Selaginellaceae. The transcript has 2 exons. The record is from RefSeq and is a predicted model, not a curated record. The coding region runs from base 6 to 269 and encodes 87 amino acids.